Molecule: messenger RNA, 1623 nt
Organism: Sebastes umbrosus (honeycomb rockfish)
Lineage: Eukaryota; Metazoa; Chordata; Actinopteri; Perciformes; Sebastidae
Gene: lft1
Product: lefty1
Exons: 4
Coding region: 48-1124 (358 amino acids)
Biological process (GO): BMP signaling pathway; SMAD protein signal transduction
Cellular component (GO): extracellular region
Molecular function (GO): growth factor activity; transforming growth factor beta receptor binding; cytokine activity
Source: RefSeq, a predicted model, not a curated record
CCUACUAGCUACCGUGCUGCUGUUUUAUCACUCUGGAGUUGUGCCUCAUGGAUUUCCUCCGCGCCUGCGUCCUCUGCGCCGCUCUGCUCGGCCUCUCCAAGGCUUUUACGCAGCAGGAUAUGAAGGAUGCGCUGCUGCACAAACUGGGCUUGGAUGAAGUGCCUAAGAUCCAUAAGAGGGAUCUGGAGAACCUGGUUGUCCCGGCGCAUAUCAGAAACAAGUACAUGUCCAUGCUGAAGAUGCACCACAGCAGGAGACGCAGAGCUCUGCCCAGUCUAGCGGGCAUCCUGAGGGGAAUCCCGGGUAACGCAGAUAUCUCCGGAGAGUUUGUGUAUUCUGACACGGCUCGGCAGCGCAUGGUGUUCGAAAUGGAGGCGAGGAUCCCGGAGAACAGCGAGGUGACCAUGGCGGAGCUGAAGCUCUACCAGCGGGCUGUCUACCACAAGCGGUCCGCGGUGGAGAGGAAGAACCACCGGGCCGUCCACAACGCCCGGGUCUCCAUCUACUGGGUGGAGGGGCUGCCGAACGGAGACAACCGGACAGCACUGGUGGACUCACGGUUGAUCCCCAUUCACGAGCCCGGCUGGAAGAGCUUUGAUGUGACUCAGGCGGUGCUCUAUUGGUCCCGGAGACAGCAGAAGACACCUCUGCACCUGGAGGUGUGGAUCGAGGGCGAGAGACCAGGCAGCUACGCGGCAGAGCUGGCCAAGAGUGUCCGCUUCACCACCCAGGAGCAGACGGACAACACCUUGGGCAAGCCAGAGCUCAUCCUCUACACACUCAACCUCGACGAGUACGGUUCUCGUGGCGACUGCGACGUCAACCAGAACAAAGACACCUGCUGCCGAGAGCAGUACUUCAUCAACUUCCACGCCCUCACCUGGACGCAGUACUGGAUCAUCGAGCCGGCGGGUUACCAGGCCUUCAGGUGCACCGGAGGCUGCAAGCAGCCCAAGCGCAACUACGGCUACGGGGAGAGGCGGUGCACGGUGUCCGAGAGCGCCCCGUUACCCAUCAUGUACCUGGUGAAGAAGGGCGACUACACGGAGAUAGAAGUGGCUGAAUUCCCCAACAUGAUCGUAGAGAGGUGCGCCUGCACCAUGGACAACGUCUCCAUAGUGUGAAGACGGCCGUAGUGCUCCUAUAGUCACAGACUGCUGUAUGAAGAUUAUAGUGUUGAUAUAUUUAAAUGGGUUUAAACAACACGUCUAGUACUUUCUAUUUAAAUGGACAUUUCUUGGGAGUUUCAGGCGGUCCUGCUGCCGUUAAAACUCCUUCCACAAGCACUUUUACGUAUAUAUUUUUAUAUCUUUUUUUAAUUCAAAUUUGUAUGAGUUGUGUGUCGAAUCUGCAGUGAAUCGUUCAAAUUCUGUCCGAUGUGUUAUAUUUUUCGAGCUGUACAUAAUAUGGAGGAGUUUAUGUUUGGAAAAAUAAAAUAUUUUCUUUCACUUCCUGGUCUCUUCCCUCGCUGUCUGCGCCCCCCCCCCCCUCACAUUCACAUUCAUGAUCACAUUCACAUGCAGCCGCCUGCCUCCUCUGUCACCUCUCUAUUUACACUUUUAGGAAAUUGUGGAGCAGAGCAAAUAAUUUGCCUAAUGACUUAUAACGUUUGUUACACCGAGG